AUGAUUCGACCAGCACAUAAAUCACUAAGAACACGCUCUCAAAUUAUUGGUAAAAAGGAAAUAAGGUUGUUGGUAGUUGGAAGUUCUGGAGUAGGAAAGACAACACUCUGUGAUUGUUUUUUUGAAAGUCAUCAAAGCCAAGGAGAAGAAACAAGAGAAAAACAUGUUCAAAUUGAUAAUGAUUUUAUUAGAAUUUCUAUUAGUGAUAUUGUUGGUAAACAAUCGUUUUAUGCAUGUGAUAAUCCAUAUGAUGGAUAUGACGUUAUAUUAGUAAUGUACGAUAUAACUGAGUUAAAAUCUUUUACUGAUUUAAAAACAAUGUGGUUACCAGAUAUAUUUUUAUAUUGUAAUAUUGAUACACAAAUUAUUAUUAUAGGAAAUAAAAAGGAUCAAGAGAUUGAUCGUAUUGUCACACGAAAAGAAGCAGAACAAUUUGCACAAGAUAGACUUUGUCAAUUUUAUGAGAUUUCAACGAAAGAUGAUUCUUGUCAAUUAUUAUUUGAUUGUAUUUCAAGAGAUUUUUUACAGUGGUUUGUCUUAUACACAAUAAAUUAAUCAACUACAUAAUAUUUAUUAUAUUAGUGAUAUUAAAAUUAGAAUGUUAA
Entamoeba nuttalli P19 is the source of this 605-nucleotide messenger RNA. Its product is annotated as small Rab GTPase, putative. Gene Ontology annotation, molecular function: GTP binding; GTPase activity. NCBI's taxonomy places the organism in Eukaryota, Evosea, Mastigamoebida, Endamoebidae. The transcript has 2 exons. The record is from RefSeq and is a predicted model, not a curated record. The coding region runs from base 1 to 555 and encodes 184 amino acids.